Messenger RNA from Laetiporus sulphureus 93-53, 3383 nucleotides. Its product is annotated as glycosyltransferase family 2 protein. NCBI's taxonomy places the organism in Eukaryota, Fungi, Basidiomycota, Agaricomycetes, Polyporales, Laetiporaceae. Gene Ontology annotation, cellular component: cell septum; cell periphery. Gene Ontology annotation, molecular function: chitin synthase activity. The coding region runs from base 24 to 3383 and encodes 1119 amino acids. The transcript has 5 exons. The record is from RefSeq and is a predicted model, not a curated record.
UUCCUCACCCACGCUCCUUAUAAAUGGCAACAAGAGUGCGCUUGAAUGAUGUGGACACGCGACCCCUCAAAACCACAACUCUGACGUCUGCAACCCUCCGUCGCGCGAAGACUCUCACUCGUCCAGAGCGAAGCGUCGCUCCCGUUCCGCUCAUCAAUCCCAGGUCCGCUCAUCUUCCGUCAGGUUCGAGGAUUGAAGAUGAGGAUGAGGCACUCGAUUCCUGGCGCAUCUUCUCGCGGCUCGUCACCUUCUGGGCUCCUGCCGCUCUUCUGCGUUCUGUAGGUGGCCUUCACGAUAAGCACACUAUCCAGGCCUGGCGUGAGAAGAUGGCUCUUUGCUUCAUUAUCCUCUGCUUGUGUGGUGUUAUAGGCUUUAUUACCGUUGGAUUCCAGAAGGUCUUGUGCCCAUCCAGCGAUCAAAUCAACUCUGGUCGCUAUGUGCGCAUCGGCUCUGUUGCGGACACGCUCGGUGUGCGAGGUUGGAUGAUGAAUCUCACUAGCCUGACUCCUGCCGUCAUGUUUGGCGUCAACUUCACGGAACUUCUGAAGUAUCCUGGGCAGGACAUCACCACGUACUUCAAGCGAGACGCGUCCGACUAUCCCGCAUGCGUAGGGAUCCCUUUUCAUGCAGCGGCAGACGUUGUAUGUACGCAUAAUGCGUCUUGCCCCCUCGAUGCGCUCAACACAAGCAUGACGUUUGACUCUCUCGGACUUGUAAAUACAAGUUACAUUGUCGGCUACGAUUGGGACGACGUUGCGGCGUUAGACAACUAUCUCGUGAUCGAUGGCGCUGUGCUCAAUAUGAACGCGUAUAUCGCUCGCCACCCAGAUGCACUUGAAGACGAUGCGGUCGAUAGUGCCCUUCGGACUGUCUUGUAUGGCCCCGGGAACAGCGGACGGGACGGAACACGGCUCUUCUCCUUUCGUGCGGAUAUCCGUUCGGCAAUACCAUGCCUCAUGCAGCGUUACUAUGCAGGCAAUAUCGACAAGAUCUCUCCGGGUUGUCUGCUCUCUAAUUUGGUGCUCUAUGCUGGUCUGGUUGUUAUAUUGGGACUUGUACUCAUUCGCUUUGCCAUGGCUUGUGUGUUCUCUUGGUUUGUCUCUGAGCGUCUCUGCAGUCCGCCCGAUAGCACGGACCUGAACAAAUCUGCAAUCAGCCACGCAGUCAUGCCCGAUGGCGCGAACAUAUCUAUUAGGAACAAGAACGGUACUGCGCCUUGGGCUGGCCGAGUAGGCCCGAAGAAGCUCCCCAAGUCUGGCUUGACACCUCGCUCAUUGACAUCCUCUACUUCUACCCUUGUGAACUCAACCGAAGGUCCUGUUGCGCCGGUCAUGUCCUUGGCGGAGAUAGGCGCGGAGCUCUUUGCUGUAUGUCUGGUCACUUGCUACUCGGAAGGAGAAGAGUCUCUUCGCACUACACUUGAUGCUAUCUCUAGGACUACAUAUGCUGACUCGCGCAAACUUCUGUUCAUUGUCGCUGAUGGUAUGAUCACCGGUGCGGGCGAGAAGCGAAGCACUCCUGAUAUCUGCGUUGGUCUGUUGGAGCCGGACCUAAGGUUUGGCAACCCGACACCUAUGAGCUACAUUGCGGUUGGAGCCGGGGCGAAAGCGGAAAAUAGAGCAUUUGUGUACGCAGGCCAUUAUAUUGUCGCUGGACGCCGGACGCCAACAGUCAUCGUUGUGAAGUGCGGAACCGAAGCAGAGAUCGCGACAGAGAAGAAGCCGGGCAAUCGAGGCAAGCGCGACAGCCAGCUGAUAUUGAUGAACUUCUUCUCUCGAGUCACCUAUAAUGACCGGAUGACUCCUCUUGACUUUGACUUGUUUCGGAAGAUCCACAUCCUCAUGGGCGUAACUCCCGAUUUCUUCGAGGUCUGUUUGAUGGUCGAUGCUGAUACGAAGGUCUACCCCGACUCCCUCUCCUAUCUGGUGAAUUGCAUGCAUCACGACAAUAUGAUCAUGGGCGUGUGCGGGGAGACGCGCAUAGCGAACAAGCGCCAAUCUUGGGUGACUGCCAUCCAGGUCUUCGAAUAUUUCAUCUCGCAUCAUCUCGCCAAGGCGUUCGAGUCAGUCUUUGGCGGGGCUCGCCGCGCCACAGGCGAUGACUGGGUACCGCUCAUUACGAAGCCAGAGAUCGUACAACAGUACAGUCAGAGCGUCGUCACGACGUUGCAUCAGAAGAAUCUCCUCCUGCUUGGCGAGGAUCGCUUCUUGACGACGAUCCUCUAUCGCACGUUCCCCAAUCGCAAGAUGAUCUUCCUCCCGCAAGCUCGGUGCCGCACGAUCGUUCCGGACACGUUUUCUGUGCUGUUGUCGCAGCGUCGACGGUGGAUCAACUCGACCAUCCACAAUUUGAUGGAGCUCGUAUUGGUGCGGAACACAUGCGGGACUUUCUGCUUCAGUUCGCAGUUUGCCGUGUUCAUGGAUCUUCUGGGGACAGUUGUGCUGCCGAUUGCGAUCGUCUUGACGUACAUUCUAAUCAUCAGUAUGGCAAUGGAUCCCCCUAGGAGCUUCGAAGAAGCCAUUCCUCUGAUUCUUCUUGUUGCGAUCCUCGGGUUACCUGGCCUGCUAAUCAUGUUGACGACCAGAAAAAUGGUGUACGUCUUCUGGAUGUUGAUCUACUUGAUUGCUCUGCCUAUUUGGAACCUCAUCUUACCAGUCUAUGCAUUCUGGCACUUUGAUGACUUCUCAUGGGGAGAGACAAGAAAAGUAGAAGGCGAAGCCAAGGGAAGGGGACACGACGGGCUUAACUCAUCGACGGCCGGCAUGUCGGUACCGCUGCGCCGUUGGGAAGACUGGGAGCGCUCACGUCUUCGUAAGCUGCGACGCGCUGAACGGCGCCUUCGGGACCUCGAGCGUCUGCAAGGAAGCUACGUCAAUGCCAACGGGCCAUUCGCAAUGCGGACGGAACUUAGCAGCUACUACAGUUCCGAUAGUAAUUCCAUCGCUUCUUCGGACGAUGACCAGUGGGGUCCCCAGAUCGGCGGCUACAAUGAACAUAGUGCAGCAUUUCCGCCGCCUCCUGUGGGCCUCAUACAACAUACAUUUUCGAGUGCCGAGUCUGUUGCAGGGGCCGAUUUGAAGGCGAUGCUUGAUGUAGGCUUUGAUGAUAGGCCUUCGCCGCCACAUUCGCGCGUCGCUACUCAGAUCCCAAAGUUCCAGCUAUCGGACGUCAGAGCACCACCGCACGACCCUCGUGGAUACACCCCCCUUGGAUCAACAUCUCCGGGAUACCUAUGUUACAAUCAUGCCUGCCCUCCAAUCGCUCCAUCGACGCCUCCUCUCGUCAUGGGCGCUACCAGUAGAGGCGAUUGGCGGUCUCGAGCAACCAACAUGCAUGCGUAUGGUCCAUUGGGGCCCCUAGAUCCUAGCGCGAGGAGAUAUUGA